This is a messenger RNA of Closterium sp. Naga37s-1, 2114 nucleotides long. The record is from the annotation of a GenBank genome assembly. NCBI's taxonomy places the organism in Eukaryota, Viridiplantae, Streptophyta, Zygnematophyceae, Desmidiales, Closteriaceae.
CUUCCCUAGGUCGAAUCAACUCCACGGAUUCUUCAGCCAGCUGGGACUCCCCUCUCCGCCAGCCGCUCAUUGCCGCGGGACUGGCAGCGGCAUUGCUGGCCUCCGCCCCCCGUGCUCUGGCAGUAGCCGCUAUAGCUGCGGCUGAUGGCGCAGCGGCUGGUUCCGCCGCAUCAGCAGCGGCGCAGGCGUGCGGGGAGCUGCUGGGCGGGGCGGACUUCAACACUGUGGUGGCCGUGACGUGCGCGCUCGAGUUCAUUGCGCUCACUGGCGCUGCUGUGGGAGGGUACAUGGCAUUGCAGCAGGGGGCGGAGAUGGAACGCAUCAACAAGCAGUUGAGGCAGAUCAACAUGAGCCUCAAGAGGCAAGCCCGCUUGGACGCUCCCUCCCUCACCUACUCCGCGCCUCCUCCUAGCGCUGCCUUGCCUGCUGCCGGCGCCAGCAGCAUGGCAGAGGCAGCAGCAGUUCCCGCUGCUGAAGCACCUGCAGAUGCAGCUAGGGCAACGGCUAUGAGUCAAACGGCUCAAGCUGCGAGCGAUGAGAGGGCAGAGCUGCUCCGCAUUCUGAAAGAGGGCAAGAAGCACCUGCGGGAUGGGCACCCGGGGUCGGCAUUUGUGGAGUUCCAUGUGGCUCUGAGCAAGGCAAAGGAGCUGGGAGAUGCGCUUGAAGAGAAGAAAGCUGCCAGAGGACUUGUGUGCGUCUGCGAGUCCUUCCGUCGUCCCUCGCCUGCACCCACGUCCCCGUCUUCCCCCUCCCCUCCACACCCCCGUCUCACCGGUUCAGUGGCGAAUAUCUACGACGACAACGCGUCGAACGCGUCGUUCGCAAACGACCUGCGGCGCUUCUCGUAUCGCGAGCUGCAGGCGGCCACGGGGCGGUUCCGGCGCGGCAACCUGCUGGGCGAGGGCAGCUUCGGCAAGGUGUACCGCGGCUCCGUGCCGGACUGGCUCGGCGAGCUGCCGCGUGGACAGAAGCGCAAAGUGGCGAUCAAAGUGCUCGAUGCUGAUAGCUUUCAGGGCUUCGGCGAGUGGAUGGUGGGCAAUGGGGAUGGAUGGUGGGUCACUGGGUUAGAGGUGCUGCUGCUGGGGCGGCUGAGCCACCCCAACCUGGUGCGCCUGCUGGGCUACAGCACGGACAGGGAGGAGGCCAUCCUCGUUUAUGAGCUCCUCAGUAACGGCAGCCUUGACGCCUGGCUCUUCUCAGACGACUCCAGCAGCAGUCGUGUGCGGCGGGUGCUGACGUGGGAGGAGCGCGUGCGCAUUGCAGUGGAUGCGACCAUGGGGCUGGCGCACCUGCACGCGGAGAACAUCAUUCACCGCGACUUCAAGUCCUGCAACAUCCUCCUCGACCACAGCAUGCGGGCGAAGCUGACGGACUUUGGCAUGGCGACGGUGGGGCCGGAGGCGGGGCAGACGCACAUAUCCACACGCGUGCUGGGCACCAUGGGGUACCUCGACCCUAAGUACCUUGAGACAGGCCACCUGACCCCCAAGAGUGACAUCUACGCGCUGGGGGUCGUCUACCUGGAACUCCUCACUGGCCGCUCGCCCUCAAGCGACGAAGACCAGGAUGCCAACGGAGAGGGCGGCUUGACAGCCUGGAUUCGGCCACACAUCUCGGUGCGCCGCCCGGAUCUAGACAUCAUCCUGGAUCCACGUUUGAAGGGCCAAUUCUCCCGCAUUGCCGCGCAGAAGCUUCUUGUUCUGGCCAAGCACUGCAUCAGUGAGGACCCAGUGGCACGGCCGCAGAUUCAGGACCUGGUGAAGUCGAUGCAACACAUCGUUGCCAUCGGGCAUUCUAGAUCACACUCCAGUGGGUCGACCAUGUCAGGUCACAGCAGAUCAGCCUCCCUUGUCUCCGCCACAUCGGGAGGCCACAGCCGAUCCGCCUCUGCCUCUUCAGCUUCCGCUAAUGAGGCCGCAGUGAGCAGCAUUGCAGACAGGAACGGUGGUAGAGACGCCAGCGGCCGGCGGAGUGGGGAAGGGCGGAACUCCUGGCGCUCGUCGUCAUGCAGAGAUGCCGGGGGAGGAAGUGACAGAGGCGCAGAGAAUGGGAUUGAUGACGGGUCAUAUGUUAAUGCUGGCAAGGCGGUGUUUCAAGAUGCUGCUCCAAGGUGA